UUUGUAGUCCUGACGAUCAAUAACACUGAUACCAGGGACCACGAUUCUUGUUAAGUCCUUUUUGUAGCUAAAACAUUUAGUAAACUACUAACUUGUAAAACAAACUUUUAGUUUUAACAAAAACAACGAACCGCGUAUAAACAACAAGUGACGCUUCGUGUUGAGUUCAAAUUCAAGCUCAAAAUUCAGGAAAAUACGCAUGCUAUCGACAAAACUUCAGCAGAUUAUUGAGAAAUGUCUGAGUCGCCACCUGACAGCCGGGCCAAGACGCUAAACUUUAAUGUCGGGGUGCUUGGACAUGUCGACAGCGGCAAGACGUCGCUCGCCAGAGCACUGAGCAGCACAGCCUCCACGGCGGCCUUUGACAAGAACCCGCAGUCCCGAGAGAGGGGCAUCACUCUGGACCUCGGCUUCUCAUCGUUCACGGUGGAUUUUCCUGAACAUCUGCGGGAAAGCGGAGGGCAGCAGCCGUAUGACAGCCUUCAGUUCACCCUGGUGGAUUGUCCGGGUCACGCUUCUCUCAUUCGGACUAUCAUAGGAGGUGCUCAGAUUAUUGAUCUGAUGAUCCUGGUGGUGGACGUGGUCAAAGGCAUCCAGACUCAGACUGCAGAGUGUCUACUGAUAGGAGAGUUGACCUGUCCUCGCAUGGUCGUCGUCUUGAAUAAGACUGAUCUGCUGCCAUCUAACAAGAGACAAAGUGCCAUAGAGAAAAUGACCAAGAGACUGCACAAAACACUGGAGAACACCAGAUUUAAGGAUUGUCCAGUGAUUGCUGUGGCAGCGAAGCCCGGGGGUCCAGACGCCGCUGACACAGAGGAGCCACAGGGAGUGCCAGACUUAAUGGAGCUUUUAAAGAAACAGACCUACCUCCCCAAGAGAGACCCUAAAGGUGACCUGCUCAUGGCCGUGGACCACUGCUUCUCCAUCCGCGGCCAGGGAACAGUCCUGACCGGCACCAUCUUACAGGGGUCACUGGCCGUUAAUGACACAGUGGAAAUUCCAGUGUUAAAGGUGACCAAGAAAAUAAAGUCUGUGCAGAUGUUUCGGAAGCCGGUGUCGGGGGCCAUGCAGGGGGACCGUGUGGGGGUCUGCGUCACACAGUUUGACCCCAAACUGUUGGAGCGGGGUUUGGUGUGCACUCCAGGCUCUCUGCACACCCUCUAUUCGGCCGUCAUCUCUGUGAGGAAGAUCGGCUACUUUAAAGGCUCUCUCUCCACCCGUGCUAAGUUCCACAUCACGGUGGGCCACGAGACAGUCAUGGGGAAGGUGACCUUCUUCGGCCUGCCCCCCUCGGACUCGAAACCGGCUCCGUCAGAGCUGUGUUCGCUGGAAACACCCUUCUCUUUUGAUAGGGAGUAUUAUUUCCAGGAUGAGUAUGUUUGUGGUCGGAGAGAAGGGAGCUCAGGACCUGACCCGGAGCAGUGGGCCUUAUUAGAGUUUGAGCGGCCGGUCACAUGUCCUGCCCUCUGUCUGGUAAUCGGCUCCAAACUUGACACAGAUAUCCACGCCAACAUGUGUCGGCUGGCCUUCCAAGGCCGCCUGCUGCACGGGUUUGAAGACAAAAGCUACGUGGAGACGUCUCUGCCUCUUCUGCGCAUCUACAAGAUCAAACACAAGGAGGGACAGGUGGAAAGGGUGACGGACGAUUACUCUCUGAUCGGCCGCAGCCUGUUCAAAAAGGAGACCAACCUCCAGCUCUUUGUGGGGUUAAAGGUCAUGCUGUCCACAGGCGAGAGUGGUGUCAUCGAAGGCGGCUUUGGGCAGAGCGGCAAGUUCAAGAUCCGCAUACAAGAGGGUCUUCUCCCAGAGACCAAGCAGCUGUUAUCGUCCACAUCCAAGAAGAAAGGCAAGAGUGGGAGCAAAGAAGCAGCGGCAGCCGAAGAGAAGCCCAGAACAGACUCCCAACCCAUUAGCAUUCACCUGCAUUUCAAACGCUACGUGUUUGAUCCUCAUAAAAAGAUGGUUCAGUCUUGACCUCUGUUCACCUCUCUGACUGGUGCUACAGUGGCAGUUAGCUGCACUAAUGGCAGCAUCAGAGGUCUCUGGUGAAGUAUCGAGAUGGCGACCGCCUGCUUGAAUGAAAUAAUUGUUUUAUUAAGCUUUAAGAAGCUGGAUUUAACCCGGUUCGCUCCAUCCAAAUGGAUUUAAUUCUUUAAAUCUGAAAGUCUGUGAUUUUUUUUCUGAUGAGCCUAAAUUAGUUCUUCUGCCCAGCAACAAACUUUCUUUUAACUCCUGAGAUUAUUAUCAUCUCAGAAACGGAGCUCAGGUCUUCUCAAAUGUUUGGGCACUCUUCAUGACUGGUUUAUAUUCUUUUUGUUCCUACCUGGCUCAUUUUUCUGUUUCACAAUUUUUUUUUAUUUCUACAUAAUUAGUUUAAAUGUCAGAUAAAGAUUAAAUAUUGAAAUAUUUGCCCAGUUUGAACUGGUACUAAUGUCUGAAAGACAAAUAAAGUCCAUAUUCAGCUCUGA
This is a messenger RNA of Nothobranchius furzeri (turquoise killifish), 2468 nucleotides long. It is a transcript of the gene eefsec, whose product is annotated as eukaryotic elongation factor, selenocysteine-tRNA-specific. Lineage: Eukaryota; Metazoa; Chordata; Actinopteri; Cyprinodontiformes; Nothobranchiidae. Gene Ontology annotation, molecular function: GTP binding; translation elongation factor activity; GTPase activity. The record is from RefSeq and is a predicted model, not a curated record. Gene Ontology annotation, biological process: selenocysteine incorporation.